AUGGCUGAGGCACUUGGGACUGCUUCCGCUAUUAUCACUAUAUGGGAUCUAGUUGUCAAGGCCAAAAAAAUGCAUGACCAAAUCAAAACUGCCCCAGGUACCUGGAAACUAUACUGCGAUGGCCUCGAAAGCCUAGCCCAUGUCCAGAUCGUUAUCAAAGACCUAGUUCAAAGUACGCCUCAAAUGGCGAUUCCUAUGAUUCAACUCCACGAAGGCGAAACGAAAGAUCUUGUGUCAUUUGUUAAUGACAACCUGAAGAUCGUCCGAAAGCAGGCAACUAACAUCUUAGACCAGCACGAUCUUGUGACAAAUCGGUCAACUACAGCGAAUAAAUUCUUCGAAUGGCUCAGAAUCAUCAAGAAAAGCUACAUGUUUAUCUUGGAUGAACAAGAGAUAGGACCUCUAAGAGAGGCCGUCGAGUCUGCCAAGUCGACCCUCCAGCUAGCGUUGCAGUUAUUAUUCACAAAUAAGUUCUUCUCGGGGGAACAACGAAUGCAUGAUGAGCUUAAAAACAUCCAUGAUAGUAUGAAAAAGCAGGCAGGCAGGUUAAAAUCGAUUGAGAAGAAUAGGAAACUGAGCCAAAUACCGCUAAAACUCAAUUGCGGAAAGGUUUCUGCAUCUAGAGGCAAAAGGAUAAAGGCAGCUGCAUUACGGUUUGGUCGACUCACGAAUAAAACCAAUCAUGCCUUCGAAGCCUUGUUGGAUUCCGGAACUGUGACAGUAACCCAGCUUGUGGAAACAGAAGCGCAACUGUCACCUGGUACUGAAUCACAAGUCUUCACAAUCGAAAAGCAGGAUGAGAUGGCCCAGAAGAAAGGAGGGACACAGGACACUGAUGCAACUGAUGUAAGGGCUGAUAAGUCUGACGCAAAUGACGAGGGGACAGACGAGGGUGAUGAUCGUUCAUCCCUAAGCAAACCACUUAUCGUGGUGCGCCGGGAAAAGCCGCAAACCCGAGAAUACGACUUUGUCUGGCGUGAUGGCGAUAUAUUUAGUAUCCGCACCGAUACUGAUAUGUAUAGGGCUGCCUUUGAAGCACGGAUUGGUGACUAUCAAACUAUCCCGAUGUUUACGCUUGAUUAUCUCUUGGAGAACUUACCUGAUGCACAACAAGGCCAAGAUGCUCCCACUGAAGAUGGCCUGGAGGACUUUUUGGCACUUGAUAUGCCUUCUCCCGAUGAAUCGGAUACGGAACCCAUCAACGAGACCUUCUCAACCCCUAUCGAUUGCAAGCGGCCAACUUAUGCCUUCGUUGGGCACGGUAUUGAUACAGACCAACGCAUCUCGGAUACUACAACUUCAGUCCCAUUUUGCGUUUGGGUUGUCUGUGACUUACAGGCAUGUCAAAUAUUCGCUCUUCAGAACCCUUGCCGUGGCGCCUGUGAGCACGCAGAGCUCCAAUUGGAGUGUUUCGACAUGUGUCAGAAGAAGAACGGAUGUCGACACACAUUGGUAGAGGGUGCUGUAUCGUCAGAGGCAUGCUGCGUGCGACCAGUCACUCUGAGAGCUUGGUUAGAUGAGGAUGUUGUUGAAGAAGAAGCAGUUACGUCAACGGACGACGGUGCUUCAUAUGAAGAGUCUAAUUCUGUAUAUUCUACGAUCGGCAAGGACCACGACCGCGGUCACGACGACCAUGAUUAUGAUGAGCGUGCACUGGACUUAUUGCAAGCAGUCAUGACCAGAAUGCCUAACGGCUCUGAUGUCCCGGAUCGGAUCGAACUUGACGUCCUCGUCGGCUAUAUCAAGGUGGUCGAUAAACAAAAGCCCAUAGAGAGAGAGUUUUAUCUCCCUCAAGCGUGGGUCUGGGCUGAUGCUUUAUUGCCCAACAUGUCCACAUCUUUCGACGAGGAUGCAAUAGCAUGGCUCUGGAUUCUAUGGAGGGUCCAAAUGCCUACUGAGUUCCGGAAGCUAUCUGCUAUUGUAGCUCAGCAGGCAACAGGUCGCAUUGGCCCAGAACAUGACAGACAUGGUGUUGAGAUACCUGAGUCAAUCAUCGGUACGUAA
Messenger RNA from Fusarium musae, 2004 nucleotides. RefSeq lists its product as uncharacterized. The transcript has 4 exons. The record is from RefSeq and is a predicted model, not a curated record. Lineage: Eukaryota; Fungi; Ascomycota; Sordariomycetes; Hypocreales; Nectriaceae. Bases 1 to 2004 code for a protein of 667 amino acids.